GCAUAUGCUGCCUUUAUAGAGCUAUGACUCCCUGGGUAGUGGGACAGUGCAAGUCCUUGCAGAUCUUGCUGCCGUGCUGGGCUUGCUCUUGCUGAGCAAUUAUUUCCACCAUAUGUGCUAGCUCAAGCACAGCCCUGAGCUUUGUGCCCUGCUGCCAAAGGCAGGUCACCGAAAGCUCCAACCCCUGGUCACGCCUGGAGCAUUUCCCAUCAGUGUCCGUGGCAGUUGAGCUGAAUAAGCCCAAAUCUCAGGCUCCGGAUUGUAGGCCUGAACUUGCCUCUGUUGUUCAGUGUCUAGUUGACGGCCCUAGCUUGAACCCACUCUUGGUGCAAACAGAAGCAUGCCAUAAAGUACCAGGCUGACCAGCGGUUGUAUUGAGGCUUUAGCUGACAGUUGAUCCCACCGAGAGCUCAAAAUGUAUCCCUUGUGCUUGAACCCUUCACUUGGCCAAAUUUUGGGGGAAAAAAACCUAUUGCAGGUUGAUACAGAUGGAAUAGGGAGUGUGUCUGUGGCCAGAUGUGGUGCGUGCUGUGUGUCAGAGGUGGGGACAACCAAGAGGUCUCCCCACCAGCCCCUAACUGAGGUGUGCCUUUCCCUUGCAGCCCACACGCUCGUCUGCUUUUCGUGCUCGGAUGCAUCCUCCAACUGGGCCUGCCUGAAGCCCGUCAAGUGCGGGGAGAAUGAAAACCACUGCGUGACGACGUACGUCGGAGUGGGAAUCGGCAGCAAGUCUGGCCAGUCCAUCUCCAAAGGAUGCUCACCUAUUUGCCCCAAAGGCGGGAUUAACCUCGGCAUAGCGGCUGCCUCCGUUUACUGCUGCGACUCCUUCCUCUGCAACAUCAGCGGUUCCAGCAGCGUGAAAGCCAGCUACGCGGUCCUGGCCUUGGGUGUCCUCGUCAGCUUCAUCUACGUCCUCAGGGCUCGCGAGUGAUGGGGCUGGCGGAGGAAGAGCCGUCUUCCACGGGCUGUUGCAGGUCUCAUUAGCCAAUAUCUUCUCUGUCGCUGUCUGCAAGGAGAUCCUCUACUUCUCAGCAGGCUUCCAAGGUGGUCGUUUCCCAGACUUUAUGCUCUUCCAGCAUUGGAGACCUGAGCAGUUUGGCCAAGCUGUUCUCCUUCUGUGGACAUACCCCACUGCACUCUCACACCUCCUUGGCAAAGGUGAAUCAUUUUGGAAGGGUUUCUGCUUUUAUACCUAAUACCCUCCCCCCUCGUUUCUAAGGUUGGUUAAAACAAGGCUGGGACUUGCCGAGAACCGAUUAACCCCAGAUACCACCCGGUCAAGUGUUCAGACGUUCCUGCCUCUCUCCUCCGUGGAGGUGCCUGGCACCGGUGUGUCCCCAGCACAUGGGUGGUCCGGGCACCGGGAAUGCAUGACCCGAAGGGAGACACAUUCCCAGCCCCUACAGCUGUG
Egretta garzetta (little egret) is the source of this 1411-nucleotide messenger RNA. Its product is annotated as lymphocyte antigen 6E. NCBI's taxonomy places the organism in Eukaryota, Metazoa, Chordata, Aves, Pelecaniformes, Ardeidae. The coding region runs from base 416 to 931 and encodes 171 amino acids. Gene Ontology annotation, molecular function: acetylcholine receptor inhibitor activity. The transcript has 2 exons. The record is from RefSeq and is a predicted model, not a curated record.